Molecule: messenger RNA, 1045 nt
Organism: Corticium candelabrum
Lineage: Eukaryota; Metazoa; Porifera; Homoscleromorpha; Homosclerophorida; Plakinidae
Product: eukaryotic translation initiation factor 3 subunit I-like
Exons: 8
Coding region: 33-1001 (322 amino acids)
Biological process (GO): cytoplasmic translational initiation
Cellular component (GO): cytoplasm; eukaryotic translation initiation factor 3 complex, eIF3m
Molecular function (GO): RNA binding; protein binding; translation initiation factor activity
Source: RefSeq, a predicted model, not a curated record
GGAUUUGAGUUCAUAUUAAUAAGUUAUCCACGAUGAAACCGUUAAUGCUCCACGGUCAUGAGCGGUCCAUCACGCAAAUCAAGUAUAAUCGUGAUGGUGACCUUCUCUUCAGUGUCGCUAAAGAUUCCACUCCGACCGUGUGGUACUCGCUGAAUGGAGAGAGGCUGGGCACCUACGAUGGACAUUCGGGUGCUCUCUGGUGUAUUGAUGUUACUCUGGACACGCGUCUUGUACUCACCGGCUCUGCUGAUAACACGUGCAGGUUAUGGGACUGUGAGACAGGACGUCAGAUAUCGGUUUUUGAGACAAAGACUGCUGUCAGGUCGUGCGGUUUUGCUUCAUCUAGCGAACUCAUUUUCAUCACAACUGAUAAACAGAUGGGACACGAGUGUGAGAUUAUGAUGUUUGACAUGUCAUCAGGAGGUCUUGUGUCACCAAUUCAGUCGACACCAGUCACCGAUUCUCGAGUGACAGCAGGUUUGUGGGGAUUAGAUGACAGCCUGAUAAUAACCGGCCACGAGAAUGGAGAAGUGAGGCACUACAAUCCAAGGACCGGCGAGAAGCUACGGACUGUGAAGAAACACACUAAGAGUAUAACAAACCUUCAACUCAGUAAAGAUCAAACGAUGCUCAUUGCGGCAUCUAAAGACACAACAGCAAAGUUGUUUGAUGCAGACACACUUCACCAUCUGAAAACGUACAAGACAGAACGUCCAGUGAACUCGGCGACGAUUUCUCCUAUCAAAGAUCAUGUCAUUUUGGGUGGUGGACAAGAGGCAAUGGAUGUGACGACAACGACGUCGAGAGUUGGAAAGUUUGAUGCUCGUUUCUUUCAUCUUGUUUUUGAGGAGGAGAUCGGAAGGGUGAAGGGACAUUUUGGACCCAUCAACAGUUUGGCAUUCCAUCCAGAUGGCAAGAGCUACAGCAGUGGUGGAGAAGAUGGGUAUGUACGUAUUCAUAAUUUCGACACUUCAUACUUUGGGUUUGAGUUUGAGUACUGACGAGUAGCUACUCUAGUGUUUAAUGAGAUAUCAUUCAAAUGUCA